CUCCUAAGCUGAUCCCCCUCAAGCCUUGGCGGCAGCGGCAGCUCGCGCGCACCGCUUGGGUCUCUUCGCUCCUGUGAGGCGCCGGGCUCGGCCAUGAACCGGUGCGCUGAGGCGGCGGCGGUGGCGGCCUCGGGACCCGGCGCGGGCGUCGGGAACGCGGGGCAGCGGCCGCCCAGAGUGCCCCGCCAGACGUCCUUCUUCCCGCCGCCCGUGCGCAACCCCUUCGUGCAGCAGACACGGCUGGGCGCGGCGAGGCGCAUCCAGAUUUUCUUUCUUGGAAUUAUCCUGCUUCCAAUUCGUGCCCUGUUGCUUGCAUUAAUUUUAUUACUGGCGUGGGCAUUUGCUGCAAUUUCAACAACAUGCUGUCCUGAAAAGCUGACCCACCCAAUAACUGGUUGGAAGAGGACAAUUACUCAGCCAGUCUUGAAGUUUCUAGGCCAUGCCAUGUUCUUUUCAAUGGGAUUUAUAGUUACCGUGAAAGGAAAGAUCGCAAGUCCUGUGGAAGCACCAAUUUUUGUUGUUGCCCCUCAUUCAACAUUCUUUGAUGGAAUUGCCUGUGUUGUGGCUGGGUUACCUUCUAUAGUAUCUCGACAUGAGAAUGUGCAGGUGCCUCUGAUUGGCAGAAUAUUGCGGGCUCUGCAACCAGUGUUGGUGUCCCGUGUAGAUCCAGAUUCUCGAAAAAACACAAUAAAUGAAAUAAUAAGGCGGGCCACAUCAGGAGGCGAAUGGCCCCAGAUACUAGUUUUCCCAGAAGGUACUUGUACUAAUCGUUCCUGUUUGAUUACUUUUAAACCAGGGGCCUUCAUUCCAGGAGUUCCAGUACAGCCAGUUCUCCUCAGAUACCCAAACAAGCUGGAUACUGUGACAUGGACAUGGCAAGGAUAUAAAUUCAUUCAACUUUGUGUGCUCACUUGCUGCCAGCCCUUCACAAAGGUGGAAGUUGAGUUUAUGCCUGUUCAAAUACCAAAUGAUGAAGAAAAAAGUGAUCCUGUCCUUUUUGCCAGUACAGUCCGGAAUUUAAUGGCAGAAGCUCUGAGAAUUCCAGUAACAGAUCACACCUAUGAAGACUGCAGAUUGAUGAUUUCAGCAGGACAGCUAACACUGCCUAUGGAAGCUGGGUUGGUGGAAUUUACCAAAAUCAGCCGGAAAUUGAAAUUAGAUUGGGAUGGAAUUCGUAAGCAUUUGGAUGAAUAUGCCGCUAUUGCAAGUUCCUCUAAAGGAGGAAGAAUCGGAAUUGAAGAAUUUGCGGAGUAUUUGAAGCUGCCUGUUUCAGAUGUCUUGAGACAACUUUUUGCGCUCUUUGACAGGAACCAUGAUGGCAGUAUCGACUUCCGAGAGUAUGUAAUUGGCCUGGCUGUCCUGUGCAACCCUGCCAACACAGAGGAGAUCAUCCAGGUGGCAUUUAAGCUCUUUGAUGUUGACGAGGAUGGCUUCAUAACAGAGGAAGAGUUCGCCACCAUUAUGCAGGCUUCCCUUGGAGUGCCUGACCUUGAUGUUUCUGGUCUCUUCAAGGAAAUAGCCCAGGGGGAUUCUUUUUCAUAUGAGGAAUUUAAAAGUUUUGCCCUAAAGCAUCCAGAAUAUGCUAAGAUAUUUACAACCUACUUAGACCUCCAGACGUGCCAUGUGUUUUCAUUACCAGAAGAAGUCCAAGCAACUCCCUCAGUCGUAAGUAAUAAAGUCAGCCCUGAAAGUCAUGAAGAGAGUACCUCAGACAAAAAGGACGACUGAAAGCAAACAUUCCUAAUAAGGAAAAUGCGGUGGCUUUUACUUGAAAUUUCAAAGGCAUUUACUCAUAGUAUUUUAUUUGUGAUUGAGUAAUGAUGUUUAAAAUAGAAAGCUUUUUUAUAAAAAAAGAUAGAUUUUCUUAUUGAAAUGCUUCUAUUCACAUGUGUUUAUCAAGUAAUAUUCAUUUUCUUUUACAUUAUAUUUUGCUAUACUGAUGGGCUUAUUGGCAAUAAAGAUGUUUUUAUGGAUUUUCCAGGUUAAUUUGCAUAUCCAAAUGAAUGAAAUGGUCUCCCUUAUUUACUGAUGAGCAUUAAUCAACGCUGCAAAAAGUUUUAAAAGUAUAAAUAAUUUUUCAUUUACUUUCCUCUAAAGAAAUAAGGUUAGCUUUAAUCCCUUCCCAUUCUAGAAAUAAGAAUGAAGAGUCUGAGGAACGUUGCAGAAUUUUAUACCUUUAACUUCACAGAUUCAUUUUUUCCAUUUGCAUUUCAGUUUCUUGGAUCACUAAACAUGGGGGGAUUGGAAGGGAGAGCUCCGCUAAUUAGAUGAGACUUCUUAAAAACUCAUAUUCUCUUGACCAUGCAUCCCUAUUGUAGAUUUCCUUAACCACCUGCUAAGGAGAUCAUAACCUUUUGCAUGAUCUACAGAUUUAGAACUUUGUUUUAAAGACAACAGCUAUGGCCAAAGGCUAUGUGGGAAUUGCCUUAUCGAAGGUAACAUUAAUUGCCUAACGAGAAAAAUUGUUUGCCACAGAGUUUAGUUUAAUUUGAGUUGGGUAAUUUAGAAUGUAGCCCUUGCCCAGUAAAUGAAUCAGAUUUACUUUAUUUAUAUAUUAUUAGAAUUAAUAUAUUUUAUUAUCUAAGUGGGAGUUUUAUUUUAUUGUGUCCUCUCAAAUUUUAGAGCUUGCCUGAAAUAUCUACAGGGAAAAUACGAAAGGUUCCAAAUUAUCACCAAAAGCUAAGGAAUCCAAAAACCUACUUUAUUAAUGCAAGACCACAAUUUAACCCCCAGGCAGGAAUUUAACGGUGAUAUUUUUUUCCUUUAGGUUAAGCAAUAAUUUCCCUCAAGUGCUAUUUUAUUAUAGUCACACAUGCUUACUAAAAAGUUUCAUCCUUAAGUAUGAAGGAUGAAACAGUAUGAUUGUUUGCUUUUUACAUAUCUUAAGCUAUUUAGACAGAGCAUUGAAUAAGCUGAAAACAAUUUCUUAAGUAAUUAGGAAAGUACAUCUUUAUAAUAUUGGUUGUCAUAUGCAAUUGAAUGUAUGUAUUACUCAGGUACCAUGAUUUUUAUCACAGAAAACCCACAUAUUAAUCCCAUUAAUCAUGAAAAGGUAGCAUUUUAAAUUACAAGCUUUAUGUGAGGCUCUUGAAAGUGAUCCCAUUGUUUUCCUGUUUUAAAGUAAUAUUUUAUGUUCUUUAAUUCCACUUCUGCCAAUGUAAUAUUCCUAUUUUAUUAUGUUACUGAACAAACUUGCUACAUAAAAUUCUUGGCAAUUAAAAA
Molecule: messenger RNA, 3222 nt
Organism: Lagenorhynchus albirostris (white-beaked dolphin)
Lineage: Eukaryota; Metazoa; Chordata; Mammalia; Artiodactyla; Delphinidae
Gene: LPCAT2
Product: lysophosphatidylcholine acyltransferase 2
Exons: 14
Coding region: 94-1728 (544 amino acids)
Cellular component (GO): endoplasmic reticulum
Molecular function (GO): calcium ion binding; 1-acylglycerophosphocholine O-acyltransferase activity
Source: RefSeq, a predicted model, not a curated record